Molecule: messenger RNA, 4781 nt
Organism: Jaculus jaculus (lesser Egyptian jerboa)
Lineage: Eukaryota; Metazoa; Chordata; Mammalia; Rodentia; Dipodidae
Product: mediator of RNA polymerase II transcription subunit 14-like
Exons: 1
Coding region: 1-4221 (1406 amino acids)
Biological process (GO): regulation of transcription by RNA polymerase II
Cellular component (GO): core mediator complex; mediator complex
Molecular function (GO): transcription coregulator activity
Source: RefSeq, a predicted model, not a curated record
AUGGCUCCGGUGCAGCUGGAGAGCCACCAGCUCGUCGCUCCCGGAAGCGGCGGCCCCACGGCGGCGGCGGCAGCAGCAGCAGCAGCAGCAGCUUCUGCAGCAGCAGCAGCGGCGGCGGCGGGCCCCGGCUACCGACUGAGCACCCUGGUCGAAUUCCUCCUGCACCGGGCCUACUCGGAACUCAUGGUCCUGACCGACCUACUGCCCAGGAAAUCCGACGUGGAGCGGAAGAUCGAGAUCGUGCAGUUCGCCAGCCGCACGCGCCAGCUCUUCGUCCGCUUGCUGGCUCUGGUCAAGUGGGCCAACGACGCGGGCAGGGUGGAGAAGUGUGCCAUGGUGUCGGGCUUCCUGGACCAGCAGGCCGUCUUGUUCGUGGACACCGCUGACCGCCUGGCCUCCCUGGCCAGGGAUGCUCUGGUCCACGCGCGCCUGCCCAGCUUUGCCAUCCCCUACGCCAUCGAUGUGCUGACGACCGGCUCUUACCCACGGCUCCCCACCUGCAUCAGGGAUAAGAUUAUCCCUCCCGAUCCCAUCACCAAGGUCGAGAAGCAGGCCACGCUCCACCAGCUCAAUCAGAUCCUGAGGCACAGGCUGGUGACCACCGAACUUCCUCCCCAGCUAGCGAACCUCACCGUGGCGAACGGCCGGGUGAAGUUUCGCGUGGAAGGAGAGUUCGAAGCCACGCUGACGGUGAUGGGGGAUGACCCCGAGGUUCCCUGGCGCCUCCUCAAGCUGGAGAUCCUGGUGGAGGACGAGGAGACGGGAGACGGGCGAGCUCUGGUUCACAGCAUGCAGAUCAACUUUAUCCACCAGCUGGUGCAGUCGAGGCUCUUCGCCGAUGAGAAACCCCUUCGGGACAUGUACCACUGCCUGCAUUCCUUCUGCCUGGCGCUGCAGUUGGAAGUGAUACAUUCUCAGACACUGUCGUUAAUCCGGGAGAGGUGGGGAGACCUUGUGCAGGUGGAGAGGUACCACGCGGGGAAGUGCCUCACCCUGUCGAUGUGGAACCAACAGGUUCUGGGGAGAAAGACAGGCACAGCCCCUGUCCACAAAGUUACCAUUAAGAUCGACGAGGACGAUGUCUCGAAGCCUCUGCAGAUUUCCCACGACCCGCCUUUGCCAACCUCUGAGUCCAAGUUAGCAGAAAGAGCCAUGAAGAUCGACCACCUGUCGGUGGAAAAGCUCCUGAUCGACAGCGUCCACGCGAGAGCGCACCAGAAGGUCCAGCAGCUGAAGGCCACGCUUAGAAGCUUCAACCCCAACGAGAACUCCUCCGUAGAGACGGCACUCCCGGCCCUCGUGGUUCCCAUCCUGGAGCCCUGCUGUAGUUCCGAGUGCCUGCACGUCUUUGUAGACCUGCACUCGGGAAUGUUCCAGUUGACGCUUUACGGACUUGACCAGGCCACCCUAGAUGACAUGGAAAAGUCUGUGAAUGAAGACAUGAAACGGAUCCUCCCUUGGAUCCAGCAGCUUAAAUUUUGGCUGGGACAGCAGCGUUGCAAACAGUCUGUCAAGCACCUGCCGGCGGUAAGCAGCGAAACGUUGCAGCUUUCCAAUGACUCCACGCAUCCUGUCGGGAACCUCUCCAAAAAUAAGCUCUUCAUAAAACUUACCCGGCUUCCCCAGUACUACGUUGUGGUGGAGAUGCUGGAGGUUCCCGAUCAACCGACCCAGCUCUUGUACAAGUACUAUCUGCUGUCUGUGAACACUCCAGAUCGCGACGAUGGCCCGGUCACGGCCUUGCUGCUGCAGCAAUUCAAGGACAACAUCCACGACUUGGCUUCCUGUACAAAAGCUGGCAAACAGGCCAGAGCCGGUUGGAAGAAGCACAAGUUGAAUGAUGACCCGUGCCCAGUGGCAUCCAAGAAAGCCAGACGAUCAGGAGAAACGUGUGCCUUCAAUAAAGUCCUAGCUCACAUUGUGGCUAUGUGCGACACCAACAUGCCCUUUGUAGCGCUCCGGAUGGAGCUGUCCAACCUGGAGAUUCCACAUCAGGGGGUGCAGGUGGAAGGCGACGGCUUCAGCCAUGCAAUUCACUUAUUAAAGAUCCCGCCCUGUAAGGGCGUCAGUGAAGAAACCCGAAAGGCUCUGGACCGGUCUCUUCUCGACUGCGCUUUCCGAUUACAAGGGAGAAAUAACCGCACAUGGGUGGCAGAGUUGGUGUUUGCAAAUUGUCCUCUCCAUGGCUCUUCUUCUAGGGAGCAAGGACCAUCCCGACACGUGUACCUGACCUACGAGAACCUGCUGUCUGAACCUGUCGGUGGCAGAAAGGUGGUUGAAAUGUUCCUUAAUGACUGGAACAGCAUUGCACGGUUAUAUGAAUGUGUGCUGGAAUUUUCACGCUCUCUGCCAGACAUGCCUGCUCACCUGAACGUCUUCUCGGAAGUGCGCGUUUAUAAUUAUCGGAAGCUCAUCUUGUGUUACGGAGCCACCAAGGGGAGCUCGGUUAGUAUCCAGUGGAAUCCCGCUCACCAGAAAUUUCACAUUUCCUUGGGAACUGUUGGCCCAAACUCAGGUUGCAGUAACUGUCACAACACCAUCCUCCAUCAGCUUCAAGAAAUGUUCAACAAAACACCGAAUGUGGUUCAGCUGUUGCAGGUGCUGUUUGAUACUCAAGCACCGUUGAAUGCCAUCAACAAACUCCCCACGGUGCCCAUGUUAGGCUUAACCCAGAGGACCAACACUGCCUACCAGUGCUUCUCCAUCCUGCCACAGUCGUCCACCCACAUCAGGCUGGCCUUCAGGAACAUGUACUGCAUUGACAUACACUGCCGCAGCCGGGGCGUCGUGGCAAUACGGGACGGCGCGUACAGCCUCUUCGACAACAGCAAGUUGGUCGAGGGUUUCUAUCCUGCGCCGGGAUUAAAGACAUUCCUUAACAUGUUUGUUGAUGGCAAUCAGGACGCUCGCAGAAGGUCUGUAACUGAGGAUGACCACCCCCCUUCCCCUAUCGGGGGUGACGUGAUGGACUCUCUGAUAUCACAGCUCCAGCCUCCGCUCCAGCAGCAGCCGUUUCCAAAGCAGCCGGGCACGCCGGGCGCUCACCCUCUCACGUCACCCCCCGCAUCCUACCACAGCACAGUCAGUGCGUCCCCGUCUAUGAUGCACACGCAGUCUCCAGGAACUCUCGACCCCAGCUCCCCGUACGCCAUGGUGUCACCAAGUGGGCGAGCGGGAAACUGGCCAGGAUCCCCUCAAGUGUCCGGACCCUCACCGGCCGCCCGCUUGCCUGGCAUGUCCCCAGCCAACCCGUCUGUGCAUUCUCCGAUUCCAGAUGCCUCUCCUUCCCCUCGUGCCGGGGCAAGCUCCCAAGCGACGCCAGCGAGCAUGCCCCCGCCACGGAAACUACCUCAGCGCCCCUGGGCCGCGUCUAUACCCACCGUCCUCACGCACAGUGCCUUGAACGUCCUGCUGCUGCCCUCUCCGACGCCCGGCCUCGUGCCCGGCCUGGCAGGUAGUUACCUCUGUUCCCCGCUGGAGAGAUUCCUCGGGUCGGUGAUCAUGAGGCGACACCUUCAGAGGAUCAUUCAACAAGAAACGCUGCAACUGAUAAACUCUAACGAACCCGGAGUCAUCAUGUUUAAGACGGAUGCCCUGAAAUGCAGAGUAGCCCUGAGUCCCCAAACCAACCAGACCCUGCAGCUGAAAGUGACACCUGAAAACGCAGGACAGUGGAAGCGUGACGAACUCCAGGUUCUGGAGAAAUUCUUCGAGACGCGAGUCGCAGGACCACCGUUUAAAGCCAACACCCUGAUAGCCUUCACCAAGCUGCUGGGAGCGCCUACGCACAUCCUCAGGGACUGUGCGCACAUCAUGAAGCUCGAGCUGUUUCCCGACCAGGCGACGCAGCUGAAAUGGAACGUUCAGUUUUGCCUGACCAUCCCUCCCAGCGCACCGCCGAUCGCGCCCCCGGGGACGCCGGCGGUAGUGCUGAAGUCCAAAAUGUUGUUUUUUCUUCAGCUGACUCAGAAAGCCUCAGUCCCUCCCCAAGAACCGGUGAGCAUCAUCGUCCCGAUCAUCUACGACAUGGCUUCGGGCACCACGCAGCAGGCAGACAUUCCCAGACAGCAGAACCCCGCCCUUGCCGCACCCGCGAUGGUCAGCAACAUCCUGAAGAGGUUUGCAGAGAUGAAUCCACCUCGGCAAGGUAAAUGCACAAUAUUUGCAGCUGUUCGUGAUCUAAUGGCUAACCUUACACUGCCUCCUGGUGGUCGUCCAUAGACACAACUGUGUGCUUAAAGGAGGAAGGCUGACAUGUGAGACAACCAAAAAAAAAAAAAAAAAAAUCUGAAUUCAGCCUUGUGUAUUUUUAGUUUUUUUUUUUUUUAAGGACUUCUAUUUUAUUUUUAACUAAAUAUUCUAAGCUGGCAAAAUUUUUUUCAGGGUGCACUUCUUUCAUCAAAAGACCAUAAGCCUUUUGUACAGUGGACUUUGUAUAGUGUGUUGAAGUGGGACACGUUUCACAUUAAUUAGGCAAGACAACCUGUGUCCGCUUGCCAGUAACAGGCUUAAUAUUGUUUUAUACUUUAAAAUAAUGAACAUGCCAAACUUGUUAAUUUAAUGGUUUUCCUAUGAUUUGGGUGUGAUAGUCCUGUUUCUGAAUCCUUUUUGUCUUUUUUACGGCAGGUCUGUUAUUUUUGAAUACUGUAAAACUGUGACAAACUUUAUAUGGAAGCUGUAUUUUAAUAUGACCAUUUUGAAUCCUUAUAUGAAAAUGUUUUGGGUGUUAAUAAGCAUAUCCCAAAGAAGCAAUAUUUAAUAAAACUAGGAUAUUAAAGUGA